Messenger RNA from Scleropages formosus (Asian bonytongue), 2817 nucleotides. RefSeq names its product SEC22 homolog A, vesicle trafficking protein (gene sec22a). The transcript is spliced from 7 exons. The record is from RefSeq and is a predicted model, not a curated record. Lineage: Eukaryota; Metazoa; Chordata; Actinopteri; Osteoglossiformes; Osteoglossidae. Gene Ontology annotation, biological process: endoplasmic reticulum to Golgi vesicle-mediated transport. Bases 306 to 1217 code for a protein of 303 amino acids.
CCUCGCUCCGAGCCACGCAGAUACGCGCAGCGUCUCAGCAGGGUCGACAUGGUCAGUGACUAAGCUUAGCGAAAUAAGACGCAGUUUGCGCAGAUGAUUUUCCCCGUGGCUUCCUGGCAGCCUCGCACAUGCUAGCGCACGCUUUGGUUCAGGUCAGCAUCCUGCAGCUGCCGACCGAGCGCUACCAGGGGCCCCUGCGGCCUGCACUCACUGCCACUGAAGCCGCGGACUCGAGUGGGCUAUUCGUACCGGCGGUGGUGAGGGAGCAGCGCGUGCGCUGUGUCAGUCCCCAGUGAGCGUGAAAGAUGUCCAUGGUGCUGUUUGCCUCAGUGGUUCGGGUCAGGGAUGGGCUGCCCCUCUCGGCCUCCACAGAUUACGAGCAGGACAGGGAGCUUCAGGAGACGAAGAGGCACCUCAAAGGGCUCUCCAAAAAACUGAGCCAGUUCCCUGACCGCUGCACUCUGAAAACUGGAAAGCACACAGUCAAUUUCACCAGCUCCCUGGGAGUGGGCUACUUGAUGGUGUGUUCGGAGAGCUACCCCAGUGUCCUGGCCUUCUGCUUCCUGGACGAGCUGCAGAGGGAAUUCAUUGUCACAUAUGACACCAAGCGUAUAAAUGGCGCGGUGCGGCCCUACUCUUUCAUCGAGUUCGACAACUUCAUCCAGAAGACCAAACAGCGGUACAACAGCCCACGCUCACUCUCCACCAGGGUCAACCUUUCUGACAUGCAGACUGAAAUUAAGCUGCGUCCGCCCUACCAGGUGUCCCCUGAGGACCUGGGUACGCUCAACGGCUUCUCUCAGCCAUCUCCCUCUAAAUACAAGGGCAUAGCUCCCAACCAGAUGCUGGAGCCUGUGACACUGGCAGGGCUCGUCUCCUGUGUGCUCAGUCUCCUCUGUGGAGGUCUGAACCUACUCCGCGGAGUCCAUGCCAUAGAGAGCAUCCUGCAGAAUGAAGAAGAAAACUUCAAUUAUGUGAUUGCCUUCUUCCUGGGGACAGUGGCAUGUCUGUACCAGUGUUACCUGUUUGCCUACUGCACGCUGUGGAGGAACAGCAAGUCCUUCCUGGCCUUCGCCCUCAUCUGCCUCUGCAACAUGUACUUGUACGAGCUGCGCAACCUGUGGCAGGUGCUCUUCCACGUGACGGUGGGUGCCUUCACUACGCUGCAGAUCCGCCUCCGACAGCCACAGGGCAAGGCCCCCGACUACAACGUGUGAUGCAGCACUGGAACGACAGGCUGCAACAGGAGCACAGGCCACGCCAGAACCACGUCGGAACGACAGACGACAUACCCGAGCCACUCGUGUGCGUACCUCACCACAGUGCACUCGGGAGCACGAUGACCCCAUACUCGUUUGAAUGGAGCUGAUCUCAGACACGGCAACAUACAGAUGGAGUUCUGCCAGUUAUUUAUUCAUUUUCAUCAGCAUUGUUCCUGUGGCACAUGCUGGCUGUUUGAGUUCCUGCUUUUCUGCUGUGCAGUUAAGAGUUGUGGUGCAGACUCAACAAUAUGCAAUGAAAGCUUUCAUAGAAAUAUUAUGUACCGUACUGUUCUCAUGUCGGAAGCUUCUCUUUCGCCCUCGCAUUAAAAAUGUUUAAAAAAAAAAAAAAAUCUGUGUGGUACCAUGGUCUGAUGCUGAAGGGAGUUUUAGGUCCUCAGCUGUAUUUUGAGAUUAGAGAAACAGAACAAAAACAGAUGAAUGAGAGGAUUUGUCAUUAAACAAUAACUAUUAAGUAGAAAUAAUGGCCAUAUGAGUUGUGUGUCUUUCCUGAACAGCACCUCCUCCAUCUGGAAAGCCAAAUCUACCCCCACUGGUGUUGUGGUCAUUCAGACCAAGUCGCAUGGACACACUGAGCACGUGGGGGGCAAGUGGCUGAGCAUGACUGAAGUCCUGCAAUCUUUGAGAUCCCACUCAAGGUGGCUAAGGGGCUGAAAAAUUCCCCAACUUCGAGUUACUUGAAUGAGUUCUACUUCUCUUUCAGAGACACUUUUUUAAACUCCCUUUUACUGAUUGCUUAACAUGGUGUCAUGGAAAUAGAAAUGUGUUAACUGGGAAAAAAAAAAAAAAUAGCUACAGUGCUGGAGGAUUUAAUCAGGCUCUUGGUUUGAAGAGGCAAAUGACUUAAGAGUGGGUUUGUGGGUGUGAAGUUAGUUUCUUGUUAGAAUUUAUGUUUGAAUCACCUAUGUCUUUAGAGCUUCACUUUAAUUUGCAUUUUGGGUGGAAGAAUUCUCUAUCCUCCCCGUGCCCCUGUUUUCAGUAAACUCCUGCAAAGUUAGCAUUUCAAUUUGCAUUCCAUUAACAUUUGACAAUGAGCAAAUUGUUGAGCAGCAUUCCCUGUGAUCAUUCCCCAUACCGCGGUUGUCUUUAAGCCAGGUACCCAGCUUUCCAGCAAGAAAUGCAGUUUUCUAAGAUUGUUGUGUGUUGUCUUCGCUGAUAUACUGUAUGCUUAUCCUGUCCAACAGCUUUGGCGGCAUAGCGGUUAAAGAUUUUCUGGCCCCACUCUGAUGCACUACUGUGGUACCCUUGAGUGCUGUACUUCCUUGCUGUACUUCUGUUAAAGUCCUUGAGCAGCUUUUAAUGAAUGGAGCAAAUUUAUAUACUGUACAUAUACUGUAAAAGUGCAUGAGAGCAUUGUUAUAUGAGUGUUCUGCCGUUGCUUUUAUUUACAGAUACAUUUCUACCUAUUUGUACAACUUUUACUGCUAUUGUUCAGGUUUCUUUUUCUCUACUUUUAAAGCAAGGCUGUAUAUAUUAACUGCAGCACCACCUUCUGACCUGGGACAUGGUAACAAUGGGAACAUGUUGAUACCCUGUG